GUCGUUCACUUAUGAAGUCCGAAACGAAUGGACUCAUAUUUUAAAGACUAUACAAUGGAUUUCAAGGAAUUUUUAUUGUUGCUCUCUGGCUGACUCCCCCCCCCCCCCCCCCCUCUUCCUUCCUGGACGUCAAAAGUGAACGGCCCCUUAUAAAACUUCACUCCCCUGAACCAAGUAAAAUUAAAUUUUUAAAUUAUAUUUAUUUUGAAGUCUAAGUUUUUAUAACAAAAAAAAACUUUCAAGAAUCUAUCUUGUCCAGUAAUGCUGAACAAAAUGUCAAUCAACUUUUGGAUUCUUGUAAUAUUAAUCAUCAGUCAUACAAAUGGGGAUCAUAACAUCCAUGAUGGCAUAAAGCAACUUACUGAACAAACUGAAUCCAGCGCCAAAAAAUUUACAGAAAUGAAGUCAAAACUUGAAAUCGAUAUUGAUGAAAUUAAAGAUUUGAACGAAAUUAAUGAAAAUAUUUUAAAAGACUUUCAAACUAAUUUACUGAUUAUUGACAUCAUAAACCAAUCCGAUUUAGAGAAACUCGUCGAGUUGCAAGAUCAACAGCUUAAAGCUAUUGAAGGAAGUCUACCAAAUAUCAUUAAUGAAAUAUUAAAAAUUGAUAGAAAGCUUGACACCUGGAAUGGAAAUUCAAACGAAAUAUUUAAUGAGUUUGAGAAGAUUCAAGAAUUUAUUCCAAUUGGUUUGCUGUCAAUUUUUAUAUUUUUCAUAGUUUUAAAAAUUAUAGUUGCCAAACUGAUCAACGACAAUAAUGACCCACAUGACAAAGGAAAGCAACUAAAAUCUAAGGCUAGAAAAGCAAAUGACAAUCAAUCAAUUGUUACUCACGACUAUGAAAGGCCAAUUCAGCAUCCAGAACAGAAGUAUGUAAAUGUAAAUGAUGAUAAGAAGCACGAUUUCGGGAAGAAACAAAGCACUCUUAAGAAUGACAGUGAAACUAGCUUUGAUGAAAAACCUGUGUUUUUUGGAUUUACAAACAAAUUGCUCGACAAUGAUUAUUAAAUGGUGAAAUUCAUACUAAAAAGUCGAGCGACUAUAUUGAUUUUAUUAAAUUAUUGUAAACAUAAUCGUUGAAGAAUUUAGAAAUAAAAAUUGAAAUCAAACAAAUAAGUGGUCGUUCAAUUAUGACGUCCGAAAUUAACGGUCGUUUUU
Molecule: messenger RNA, 1158 nt
Organism: Chironomus riparius
Lineage: Eukaryota; Metazoa; Arthropoda; Insecta; Diptera; Chironomidae
Source: the annotation of a GenBank genome assembly